AUGUACGGCAAGUGUGGUGCCGUGCAGUCGGCACGGAUCGUCUUUGAUAGCAUCGCCCACAAGGAUGUUUUUUCCUGGAAUCUUAUGCUCGGCGCAUAUACCCGGAAUGGGGAUCUGGACGCCGCAAAAGUGCUCUUUGACAACAUGCCCGACAAAGAUCAUGUCUCCUCAAACACACUUAUAGCGGCAUUCUCCAAGUCCGGCAAGGUAGAUCACGCGGCAGAUUUGUUCGCGGCAAUGCCCGAUAAGAAUGUCGUGUCUUGGAAUUCGAUACUGGCAGCAUAUGCCCAGAAUGGGAAUCUUGCGGCCGCCAAAAAAACGUUUGACUCCAUGCCCGAAAAGGAUCUUGUUUCCUGGAACACAAUCGUGGCGGCGAGUGCUCAAGCCGGGAAUCUAGAACUUGCAAAGGAUUUCUUUGAUCGGAUGCCCCAGCAUGAUCUAGUCAGCUUCAAUGCCAUGCUCGAUGCAUUUGCCCGAAACGGGCAUCUGGCAGACGCUUACGCCCUUUUCCACGGGGAAAUGCUCUCCCGCGAGAGGAAUAUCAUCUCCUGGAACGCGAUGCUGGCUGCAAUGGACACUCUGGAGCGCGCAAAGGCGCUGUUCGAUCGAAUGCCUGCGCACGAUUGCUUCUCCUGGAACUCGCUCCUUUCAGUGUAUGGAUCUUUGCGGCUUGUGGAUGCUGCCAUGGAAAUCUUCGAGCUCUUGAUGCCAGAGUGGAAUCUCGUAUCAUGGAAUUCUCUCUUAUCAGCAAUGGCAGAUCGUCGAGAAGAUCGGAAUCUGGAAGAUGCCGAGAAUCUCCUCUGUACGAUCCCCGACACAGACGAGGUAACGUGGAGCAUCAUGUUGAUGGCAUAUUCCGACCACGGCAAGCUCAACGAGGCCCUGACCGUGUUUGACCGAACCCCUCAUUAUGACGUUGUCCUGUUGACCACCCUGGUGUCGGCAUAUGCCCGGCAUGGGCAUGUCCGCGAGUCGGAGAUUCUGUUUGACUCGAUGCCGGGGUGGACUCUCAUCUCGUGGAACGCAAUGCUUGCCGCGUAUCUCCACAACAGAGAGUUUGAUCUCGUCGACUGGACCUUCUCGUCAAUGCCGGUCACAGACGCUGCGUCGUGGUCAGCGCUCCUGGCCGCAGUUGCCGCGAGAGGGCAAUUCGAGAGAGCCGAGUGUUUGCUCGAGACAAUGCCCGAGAGGGGCAUUGCCGCUUGGAACACAGUUCUAGCGAUGAACUCGAUCAAUCGGCGAGGAUCCCAAGCGGCGGAUAUCUUCGCAAGGAUGAAGCUGGAAGAGAAUUAUGGCAUGAAUGAGGUGACUCUCAAUUGCGUGCUGCUGGGGUGUACUCACGCGGGCGAUCUGGCUUCCGGGAGGAGGUACUUUCGAUCAGCAGCGCUGGAUCACGAAAUCCCAGCCACCAAGCAACACUACUGCUGCUUGAUCGAUCUUCUCAGCCGAGCUGGGUAUCUAAUCGAUGCCGAGGAGCUCUUGACUACCAUGCCCUUUGUUCCAGAGGCCCAGGACUGGCUUUGCCUGCUCGGGGCUUGCCGGAGCCACAGAGAAAUUGGAGUGGGAUCUCGCGCAGCGCAGGAAGUGCUUGGAUUCUCCAUGGCGAUGUUAAAAGCUGGGCCUUACAUCCUCCUCUCCAACAUGUAUGCUCUUGGCGAGCGCUUGGGUCUCCCAUCAAAGCUCUUCCUUCUUCCAAGAUUAUAG
Selaginella moellendorffii is the source of this 1704-nucleotide messenger RNA. Its product is annotated as pentatricopeptide repeat-containing protein At4g02750-like. The transcript is spliced from 2 exons. Gene Ontology annotation, molecular function: RNA binding; protein binding. Bases 1 to 1704 code for a protein of 567 amino acids. The record is from RefSeq and is a predicted model, not a curated record. NCBI's taxonomy places the organism in Eukaryota, Viridiplantae, Streptophyta, Lycopodiopsida, Selaginellales, Selaginellaceae. Gene Ontology annotation, biological process: RNA modification.